Peronospora matthiolae is the source of this 882-nucleotide messenger RNA. Lineage: Eukaryota; Oomycota; Peronosporomycetes; Peronosporales; Peronosporaceae. The record is from the annotation of a GenBank genome assembly.
AUGACGAACGGCGGCAUGGUGCGCGAAGUAGACCGCGCAAUCGGCGCGCUAUCGACUUUGAUGCUGGGCGUGGGACUGCUUCUGUUACGUGAAGUAUACCGGAGCGUGCGGACCAAUCACGACAAGUGGGAGCGCUGUGACUUGGAUGGCGGGCAUAAGGACGUGUUCUAUCAGAAGAAGUAUGGGAUGCCCAAGUUGCCAUUAUUCCAGCACCGAGGAGGCUGCGACUGUGGCUCGUUGCGGUUUAUGGUCCUUGCACCGAAACGAGUGGAGGCAUUUGAUGACAGCAAUACGUUCUCGUGUAAGAAGGGGCGAUUCCCUUUUCUGGUGAUCCCGACAUCGUGCUUUGAGAUGAUGGAGUCGCCGGAUGUGUCGUUGUAUGAGAGUCAAACGACGCUGUGCCAGCACGUCUUCUGUGCCACGUGCGGUGUUCAUAUCUUCCAGUUUGACAGUGCACAGCCAGACUGCGUUGCAGUGAACGUGUAUUGCGUGGAAGACGAGAAUUUUGAAGACAUGAAGGUCGUAUUUAUUCCAAAAGGCUCGCGCCCACUGCUCGGUCGGGCGAACCGGCAGCCUGUCCCGUCAGUGCAGCCCUACCGUCAUCCAUUGCAAGUCCAAGGAUUUAACACUGUUCGUGAAGACAGUGACGAGUCGACCAGUGCGUUCCAGAAGCAGAUGAUGAUGUGGGCACGAAUAGAUGACCACGAAAAGUACCGAGAACCGCUUUCUGACGACACGCAGUCGUCUACCAGUACUGCCAGUCGGACUGGACGCUUCUCGGCGGCUUCGUCCGAGGAUUUGCCAAGUGUGACAAAAGAUCAGCUGGAGUUUUACCUCAAGCGUCAUUUGGACGAUUCUCGGCAGGAGCAGUUCCGCGUGUAG